Ooceraea biroi (clonal raider ant) is the source of this 578-nucleotide messenger RNA. RefSeq lists its product as uncharacterized. The record is from RefSeq and is a predicted model, not a curated record. Lineage: Eukaryota; Metazoa; Arthropoda; Insecta; Hymenoptera; Formicidae.
AAUAUUAUAUUAAUAGCAUUAAUAUUGAAUUAGCAAGCUAUUAGUAAUUAAUAAUAAUAGUGAAUUGGCGAAGACACAGAAACAUGGUGUAAUCGAAUCAUUCCUCGAUACGUAGCUGCAGAAAUGACUUCUUCGCGCACACGAAGUCUGAAGGAUACACUUCAAUUAAGCAUGGAAAUAAGAAUUCAGCAUGGUAUCUGUAUCUGCUGCUGCAUGGAUCUGCAUCCCGAGAUGGAUCGGUUGCAAAACAUCAUACAAAUUAUCACUAUUAAUAGUACGUACACGUAUACGUAUUAUGUACGGAAGAGCUGAGUCACGUAACGAUACGCGCAUCUGCAACAUCAUGCACGUCGCAGAUAAUAUCGGCACGAAACGCGUCUCAUUGACGGUAAAUCCUGGUGGCACGGAUCGGUACGCGAAAGCGACAGUCGCAUGUGGGAAACAUGUGGCGAGCAAAUUGUACGCAGGAUUUGCGCUGUCAUCGCCGCCGCAAUGAGCGUCGCCGCGAAACGUUCGGAUUUCAUGGGAAAUGUGCAGAAAAAGCUUGAUAAUUCGUGCGAAUUAUCUCCUUGGAUCCC